Naegleria fowleri is the source of this 1494-nucleotide messenger RNA. RefSeq lists its product as uncharacterized. The record is from RefSeq and is a predicted model, not a curated record. Lineage: Eukaryota; Heterolobosea; Eutetramitea; Acrasida; Naegleriidae. Bases 1 to 1494 code for a protein of 497 amino acids. The transcript has 2 exons.
AUGCAACCAUCUUCAAAAAGGGUUCUUCUGGAAGUUGAGAAGAGAAAACAUUGCAAAAACCCAUUUGAUGAUCGGUUUUUGCAAUUAGCGUUGUCUUCUUUCCAACCUUCCCAUAGCAUGGAGAAUACGGAGCGAGCCAUGGAGGAGUCAAUUUACAAUGCUUCCGUUAAUGUAAGCCUUCGUACGGAAAUAAUCAAAGAAAUGUUGAAACAGACUGCAAAUGAGGUGGAAAAGUUUGUGAUUCAGACUCUUGAUAAUAGAACAGGUUCCUCGUCUGACGGAUCUUGCACAAUAACCACCUCUCCAGAAAGCUUACCAAAAUAUGAUCGUUCAAGAUUUCUAGCCUUUUCUUGCCAAAACCAAGAAAGCAUUAAGGAAUUCUCAGAAGUACAAGCAACGGACGAAUUUACUUCAAAGAACACAUGUCUGAAAGAGCUGCCAUGCUUUAUUCCAUCAUAUUCGAACCAAUAUUAUGUUUUAAACGAUCAAGACUACUACAACAGAGAAGACACACCACCCCAACCUUACAUCAUGGACAUGGAAUGUCUGGAUACAAUUUUUGCUGGUUUUGAGAGUGUGCUUUCCAUGAGUGAGGACAAAAUCGAACAUCUCUUUCGACAAGAAGGCAUUGAAACAACGAUUUAUGAGGAUGUUUCCUCACCAGAGGAGAGCGUUGCGAAACCUCUCGCUGGGGAUGUUCAAGACAAUGAUGACUUGCUGUACAGUCAUUCUUGGGACAAUGAUGCCGUGAUGAAUGAAGAAAAUGUUCCUCUUGUUGUUGAUGGUGUAGAUAACAAACAACAAACAGAUGCAAUGGAGAUUCAAAAAGAGUUUUCAUACAAGAGGGUGUUGGAUAUGGACGCUUUAUUUGAACUGCCUAGAGUUAAGGGAAAAGAUACAAAAUUGAGACUGAAGCACUUCUAUGAAGACAACUUGAUCAAACCAAGUUUUAACAUUCAACAAACCUAUUCUCAACCAGGUUCCUUUACAAUGUGGCAGGAGAUGUUGGAAAAAGAAUUUACAGACCUUGAUUUUGGAGCAUCUCUUGUGACUCCUGAAAUUGAUAUCGUCAAGGUUGCUGCAUGCAUGAGUAAUGCUUUCAGCGAUUUUUUGUUCAGCAACGACAUUUGUUACGAGCAUCCUGUUCACGACUCAGAAGGGCAAGACGAUGAAUAUUUGUUUGGACAAAAGGGUGACCCACAAGAUGACACAAAGACUAUCAUAGAAAAGAUCCUUGAAACCUUCCAACAACACAAACCAAAAUUGUCGAUGGUUAAACUCUCGUCGUUGAUACAGGAGCAGCUUCGCGAUACCACAACUUCCACACUUUCAGAGUUAAGAAAGAAAAGUGGGGUUUUCCAUUUAGUUUCUAAACCGCGGUUCUUCAUGGCUCUUCUUCAUUGUGUUCACCUCCUCAAUCUCAAAGGAGAACACAUUGCGUUAUCGAAUCUGUCAAAUGAAAAGAGUGAAAUCAGAAUUGUGAAAACCUUUUGA